AUGAAUGUUUUGGCAAGUUGCUGUGGCCCUUGUUUUGGCUGGGAGACGCUUGUUGAGGAGCCUGAAGAUACAGCAAGCCGGCCUCAAGUUAAACUCGACGCCCUAAACAUGGGAUUGGAUGCAGUUAUCGUUAAAAAUGGCACACGCGUCUGUGGAUCUGGUGCAGUUCUCGCUUCCGCCCCGAUUAUGCAGGAUAAGGCUUAUUUUGAAGUGAAGGUUCAGUCUGAUGGGAUCUGGGGGUGUGGCGUGGCCGCAGAACAGUGUGACCUAAACAAAGUCCCUACUACUGACAAGUCGUGGAUGCUGACGUCGGAGAGGACAAUUCAAAAAGAAGGGACAGAUGUAGAAAGCGUCGAUGAGAUUUGCGAGGGAGAUGUGAUCGGAGUCACUUAUGACCACGUCGAGUUGCAGUUCUACCUCAAUAGCAAUCCUCUAGGGAAUCCCGUAACAGGAAUCCGAGGAAAAAUCUACCCAAUUCUGUACGUCGAUGAAUCCGCCAUCUUAGACGUUGAAUUCGUCCAUUUCCGAAACAUGCCUCCUUCCGGCUUUGGCCAGAUUAUAAAGUUUCCUCCAGUCAAUCCAAUUAUGCCAGAGAAAGAUGAAAAACCCGUCACUGCCGAAAAACAAGAACUCAUUGAUCUCUACAAGCAAAAAGUUGAGCUACAGAAAUGCCUGAUGGACUUGGAAAAGCAAAUCUAUGGUUUCGAAGAAGGAUAUCUAAAUGAUACGAGAGACUUUGGAAAUGUUGUCAUCGGUUGGGAAAAUUUCAACGCUGAGUCGAACAGAAACAGAAACAAGGUUGACAAAAAACAUACUGCCAAAAGAAUUAGAAAUUCUGAACGAAUCUUCAGCACGUCUAGCGUUACGUCUUUUGAAGUCAACCCAUCGCUGAAGGAAAAAGACACAGACGAUGAAGGGCAAAUCGAUGAAAACCCCAAGAAAAAGAAGAAAAAAGCCGCUUAA
Molecule: messenger RNA, 963 nt
Organism: Oikopleura dioica
Lineage: Eukaryota; Metazoa; Chordata; Appendicularia; Copelata; Oikopleuridae
Source: the annotation of a GenBank genome assembly